Vespula pensylvanica (western yellowjacket) is the source of this 604-nucleotide messenger RNA. RefSeq names its product peritrophin-1-like. The record is from RefSeq and is a predicted model, not a curated record. Bases 82 to 450 code for a protein of 122 amino acids. Gene Ontology annotation, molecular function: chitin binding. The transcript is spliced from 2 exons. NCBI's taxonomy places the organism in Eukaryota, Metazoa, Arthropoda, Insecta, Hymenoptera, Vespidae. Gene Ontology annotation, cellular component: extracellular region.
AAUGAUUUGGGUAUAUAUAAAAGUUGUCUUCUCUAAUCGCAACAGUUAACGUUUCAAGUUUGGUGAAACCAAUUAAUUACAAUGGCGGCAAGUUAUCAAUUGAUAAUUGCGUUAUCAAUCGGUGUGAUUUGCGUCCAUGGUUAUUAUCCUGGUGACAAACCAAUAUAUCCGAUACCGACAGAAUGUCCGCUAAUAGAUCCGGUAGAUUCUACUGUACUCCUAGCUCACGAGAGUUUUUGUUCAAAAUUCUACAUGUGCUCUAAUGGGGUUAGAUUCGAGAUGAAUUGUCCAAAAUCUUGGUCGGGUUGCCCGCUUCAUUUCAAUAAAGUAUUACAAGUCUGUGAUUAUCCACAACGUGCUGGAUGCACAUUGGACGAGAAGAAUGUAGAAAUAAAUAACAAAUGCAGAAGAUACAGAAAAAAUAUUUACCAGAAGAUUGUAAAAGAGUGACGAGAAAGAUUUAUGCUAAGAACGUUCCAAUGGAAUAAUAUAUUCUCAUGAAAGUUCUUGCUAUAAAUAUUACGAAUGUAAAAAUGGAGUGCUCGUGCUAGAAGAUUAUUAAUAAUAAAUUUAAAAAGAAUUACCAUUGUGUAAAAAACACGAA